This is a messenger RNA of Moneuplotes crassus, 2171 nucleotides long. The record is from the annotation of a GenBank genome assembly. Lineage: Eukaryota; Ciliophora; Spirotrichea; Euplotida; Euplotidae.
UCCUUAGGGAUAAAUAAGAACCAGGAUUAUAAACGACAGAUUACUUUUAAUCAAGAGAAGUAUUGCUCCUAAAUUUUCAAAUUCAAAUAAAGUUGUGAGUCGUAAUGAUGAUGAUGAUCAAAGUGUUUCACAUGAAAGUAAUGAAAAGGCCCAUAUCUCUAAGAAGUUUUCAGGAAGAAAUUCUCGCUUUAGUAUCCAAAAUCCUACAGGAGAGAACUUGUUGAUUAUGUAUAAUGGGGAGAACCAAAGGUAUUCUACAUUAGAGAUGCGGGACAAGACUCUUAUUAUCCUUGAUAGUAAGCACUCUUUCACCAACAAAUCACUUGCUGUGAGUCCAAAGCCUGUGAUUAUUCAGAAAAGGUCGAAGAAUAGAAAACCUAAAUCUUCACAGAGAAAGUGCCCUCCUCAGUUGCCUAAGGUGCAUGAAAAGAGAGGUUUUAAGAUUAGUAGUAAAAAGACUACCUUCCACUCACGCAUGAAUCAUUUUAAGAAAAACAUGAAGAAAACUACAAAUAUAUAUUUCAGGAAUAUCAGAAAAAGCCAAAAUUUUAAUCGAUCAAUCGAGAGACAUGAAGGGAAGUUGACUAAAUAAGUUAUAUGAGACUCCUAGUGCGAAGAAAAAGAUAAACGUGUCUACUACGAUUGGAAAAUCGAAGAAGAUUAAAUAACAGCAUUAUUACAGAUUUAGCUCCUAAGAAGAACCUGUUUGGGUCUCAGCCUAGGAAAUAAUUUGAAGAAUAAUGGAAAUAUUGAGCUUCCUAACAUUAAUGAAAACCAAAAUCUCAAGGCUUGGCUUAACCUGAUGUUUCCUCUUUGAAUCGCUCGUUCAUUUCAAGGAUGUAGUAACUGAAAUUGUGCAACAGAAGAUUAUACUGAGAAUCAGCAUUUACCUGAGAAAUGCGAGCAUUUUAAAGUCAGUUCAGAUGGGUACUGAAAUUCGUGUAGCACAAAGGUAUCUAAGCCAGAAAAAACUACAGAAGCCAAGCCAGAUUUAGGGAUCAAAAUACUUGAGCCCCAGGUGGUCAAUGAGAAGCCAAGUUCUCCCUUCCCGAAAUAUCGAGAUGUACACUCUCAGUCACAGGAUGAUGCGGAGAUCCAUAAGAAUUUGAGGAGAAAUUUUCAGGAAGGAGUAAUCAAUAAUUUUGGUGCAAAUCGAGAAAGACAUCAAAAAUUUAAAUUCAAUAGGGAGAUAACCGCAAAGUUCAUUGACCCAGUAGAAACCUCUGAAGCUGACAAUAAAGGGACAGAAAGAGAUAGUCUUGAGAUAAAAAUGGAACCCAGUGAGGGUCUCUCCCCAGUACCAUGUAAAUCUGAAAAUCCAACGUUUGUGAAAUAUGACAGUAUAAAGUUCCAGGAUAACAAAGUGACCGCUAUGAAUACUUUUAUCCCGAAUAAUGAGAGAAGUGACAUUCAAGUGCCGAAUGACAUUCAAAAAUCAAAUACAACCAUUAAGAAUCCCAAAGAAGUGAAAAAGGCUAAUACUUCAUCAGACAUGCGCUUGAUGGUGACUGAUGAAGCAGAUAAUCGGACUAUUGAGAAUAACUAUAACUUUGAUAAAGAAAAUGAAGGUGCAAGGAACUCUAUUAUAAAGAUGUCUGAAUCCUUGACCUCCAGCUCAGAGUUCCACUCUGAAGACUUCUCUAAGACAACAGAUAUGAAUGGAAUGAAAGACAAGAUUCUUAAAUCAGAUAGCUUUGAAGAAAGUAGUAGGAAAAGAGGCUUAAGACCACUAGCAACAUUUAAUCAAAGAGAAGAGGAGAAGAAAGAAGUAGUUCCUUCUAGAGAGCAGGGCGCUGAUCCUAACCAGACAGAUUUAGAUGGUGCGAGGGACACCAAUGACACUAUGGAUUUGAAGCCAAAAAUUGUCCAAAUCCUGGAAAUCCCAUCUGAGAAUAAUUUACCUAAACCUGAAGAUUCAGAACAAAAGCAAGAAAUAGAAGAUUCAGAAAGUGAAGAUAACUUCGAUUUCACCAAACUAUUUGCUGCUCGGAAUGAAGUGAAAAAGAUAAAAUUCAGAGCUUCAAACUGCCUGAGUCCAAGAUCUUACGUAAUUCUCAAGUGAGUAGAAGCUAGGACGGAUGAAGAGUCUGACUAACCGACUCAGUGUAAAUUCCCUACCAAAGCAAUAUGAAGGAAUUCUUUAAAUAUUAUUAAUAGAGCAAUUAUAAAUG